AUGUAUGGCAGUAGCUCAUCAAUUGCUCCCUCCAUUUCAUCAUAUGCUGGACGACCGCAGGAUGCUGCCAAGUCUAUGCUUCCUCUGCUUGGCAAGGCCAAGAGCGUUGUCCCGGGGUCGCUUAUGAAAACGACUCCCCUUAAACUGGGGCCGACGGCUGGUCUCAGACUCAUCGGAGAUGAGGAAGCAGAGGAGAUUCUUCAAGCGGUCAGGGAUGUCGUCCACACCGAGAGCAGGUUUCAGUACAAUCCAAAGUGGAUCAACGUUCUUGAGGGAUCUCAAGAAGGAUCUUACAUAUGGGUUGCUCUGAACUAUCUGCUGGAUAGAUUAGGAGGGGAUUACUCGAAGACGAUAGGCGUGAUUGAUCUUGGAGGUGGGUCGGUGCAAAUGGCGUAUGCGGUCUCCAGUGAUGCUGCGGCGAAUGCUCCUGCUGUUCCCGACGGCAAAGACCCCUACAUCACAAAGGAAUACCUCAAGGGAAGAGACUACAACGUUUAUGUGCACAGUGCAUACUUGUACUACGGCGGUUUGGCCGCUCGUGUGGAGAUCUUGAAGGCGAAGAAGCGGCCAUUUAGCUCCUGCAUACUCCGUGGAUUCAGUGGUAAAUACACCUACAAUGGCGAGGACUACGACGCAUCAGCCUCGCCGGAAGGCGCGGCGUACGACAAGUGCAAGGAGGAGAUCGACAGGGCGCUGAAGCUGGACGCGCCCUGCGCGGCCAAGAAUUGCACCUUCGGCGGCGUGUGGAACGGCGGUGGCGGGGCCGGCCAGGACACCGUCUACGUCGCGUCCUUCUUCUACGGCAAGGCCACCCAGAUCGGGUGGGUCGACAUGGGCGCGCCCAGCGCCAAGUCCAGCCCGGCGGCGUUCCGGGCCGCCGCCGAGAAGCUGUGCCCGCUCAGCGUCCGGGAAGCGAAGGCCACGUACCCCGGCCUCCUCGACGUGCCCUACGCCUGCAUGGACCUCGUCUACGAGUACACCCUGCUCGUCGAUGGUUUUGGACUGGCGCCGGCCAAGGAGAUCACGCUGGUGGAGAAGGUGAAGCACGGGGAGUACUUGAUCAAGGCGACGUGGCCGCUGGGUGAAGCCAUCGACGCCGUCGCGCCCAAGAAACGAGUUGCGCGAUUGCUACUCUAAU
Triticum aestivum (bread wheat) is the source of this 1138-nucleotide messenger RNA. RefSeq names its product probable apyrase 3. Gene Ontology annotation, cellular component: membrane. Gene Ontology annotation, biological process: nucleoside diphosphate catabolic process. Lineage: Eukaryota; Viridiplantae; Streptophyta; Magnoliopsida; Poales; Poaceae. The transcript is spliced from 8 exons. The record is from RefSeq and is a predicted model, not a curated record. Gene Ontology annotation, molecular function: nucleoside diphosphate phosphatase activity. Bases 1 to 1137 code for a protein of 378 amino acids.